AUGAGACAAGAAGCCGUGGCGACACCCUAUCUGUUCAAUUUUGCCAUCGAUGACAUAAUGCGGAGAACAGUUGAGCAGUGUCCCACUGAUGUCAUUUUAGCACGUUCCGCACGUCCCUCGGUGGAUCUCGAGUACGCUAACGAUGUAGUAACAUUCGCUUCUAGCAGUGCGAAGUUACAACAUGUUGUGAACCUUGUAUCGAAAUUAGCUUCAGCAUACGGACUGUGA
Molecule: messenger RNA, 228 nt
Organism: Necator americanus (New World hookworm)
Lineage: Eukaryota; Metazoa; Nematoda; Chromadorea; Rhabditida; Ancylostomatidae
Exons: 1
Coding region: 1-228 (75 amino acids)
Source: RefSeq, a predicted model, not a curated record